GCCACGGAGGAGCGGAGGAGAGCAGACACCCACAGAAACACAGACAGACAGGAGAGGAGAGGACUGCUGCUGUUAUCCUACACAGGAACUAACAAAAAGAUCUGCCCAGGAGGAGAACAGGCUCAACGUGUGGCCUCACUUGACCUCGACGAGCUCGCAGAUCAGUGCUCCGACUCCCCGACAACCUCGAGAUGGAUGACCAUGUUGCCACCACCGAGCUGUGACGUCACUGUGAACUCGUGGACGGUGGAGGACCGCGUGCUUUCUUAACACCUGGCACCUGGAUUUGUGUAUCUUUUUUUCGAACAGACCUGUUUGAUGUACCUUCUCUAAAAUAACAGCUGUCGUCUGCCAGUGAAUACAAAAAGGGACCACCUAUCGAUCUAAAAAAAAAAAUGGAGACUCUUUCCCAAGAUUCCAUACUGGAGUGCCAGAUCUGCUUUAACUACUACAGCCCCCGCCGGCGGCCCAAACUCCUGGAUUGCAGACACACGUGCUGCUCGGUGUGUUUGACCCAGAUGCGCAGCAGCCAGAAGGAGAUUCGUUGUCCCUGGUGCCGCGGCGUCACCAAGCUCCCGCCGGGCCUGUCCGUCUCCCAGCUCCCAGAUGACCCGGACAUCAUCACCGUCAUCGCCAUCCCCCACGCCUCGGAGCACACGCCCGUGUUCAUCCGUCUCCCCAGCAACGGUUGCUACAUGCUGCCACUGCCCGUCGCAAAAGAGCGGGCUCUGGGCCUGCCGGGCGAGCUGGGGUGUCGCUUCCUGCCCGGCGGCCAGCAGAAGGGCGUCACCGUGGUGACGGUGCCCGAGCAGCAGCCUCUGGGCCUGGCUAUGGGGCUGGAAGGAGUGGGGAUGGGGCUGGAGGGAGCGGAGGGCGAGAGGAGAGUCACCGGGCCGGUGGGAGGAGGAGGGAAGGGCUCCACGUGGUCCGGCGUGUGCACGGUGAUCCUGGUGGCGUGCGUGCUGCUCUUCCUCCUGGGCAUCGUGCUGCACAACAUGUCCUGCAUCUCUAAACGCUUCACUGUCAUCUCCUGCGGCUGAGGGCUGGGGGGAGGCUGUUUGGACUGCCGCGGACCCCCCUGGAUUCCCCCCGCUAGCCCUGCCUCUCCUCUAGGACGGGACUCUGCUGAGGAGAGGGGACUAAACUCACAUCAUGGGUAUCAGAGGAAACUACAGAGCAACAUAAGGAGAAACGGAAGAAGAGGGCAGGGAGGAGAUCCCGAAGGGUCUGCCAUUGUAUCUCUUUUUUUUCUCUCUUUUUUAAUUUGGGAGACUGAUAAUAAAAUGGAAAUACAAACCUUCAUUUUCCUCUCGCUGGCCCUGAAACUCCCGUCCUUUUCCCGUCCUUCCAUUCUUUCUGAAAGAACGCUUUGGGAAUUACUCCAGAAAUGUUUUUUGGCCAGCUGAUUUGUUUUUGGCCAGCUGAUACGUGUUUGGCUAGGGGCCGAUCUGACACUCACUCACGCUCACAGCCGUUGGAUUGCCUGUUUAGUCUGUGGUUUGUAGAAGUACAUCAGUUAUCAUAGUGUUGUUUAGCUGAGUGUAGGUUCCAAGUGCGGUGUCUCCAGCUGGUGCUGCAGUACAAAGAGUUUGGACUUGGCUGCUCUCCGUCCUCUGAUGCUGCAGGAAUUAACUGUGCAGCAUCCACGUCUGGCCCUGUCUGAAUCAUCUGGGAAACAAAAAAAUCAACACAGCUUUUCUUCUUUGUGUUUUUUCUCCCCCUUUCAUACAACCUGUUCCUGUUCAGAACAAACUGUUGCUGUGAUGGCUCCAUGUAGUUGUAGUUAGUAAAGGGAUUGUUGUCAAAAACAUGGAUUGUAUUGUUCAUUCAUGCUUGCAUAUCACAGGCCUAAACUAAAAACACGGGUUAGUAAGUUGUUUUUGUUAAGUCUUUAAUGACUAGGCAAUGAAAAGAUUGGUUGGUAAAUAUGUUAUUCAUUGUUUAUGACAUUUAUCAGGCAAGAAAUGUUGUUUUCAGCUUGUUUUUGCAGGGUUUUUUUCUGUUUAUAUCACUGGGUUUUGCACUGUUAGUCAGACCACAUACUUUGAAGAUAUCACUUGAGCGAUCAAAACUUACCAUGGUCACGAUUUUCCCUCAACUUCUUUACUGAAUUGGAAGAACUAAUUGAUUCAUUUGUAAUGAAAAUGAUCACUAGUUGCUGCCAAGGUUGGCAAGAAAUUGCUAAAAAAAUACUGUAUUUAGAACUGGAUGACAGAAUAACAAUUUUAAAGGAAUAGUUUGGCAUUUUGGGAAAGUUAUUCAGAUUCAGGAAGAUUGGUACCACUCUAAUGUCCAUGUGCAUUAGCUCUUAGCAUUAGGCAGUUAGCUUAAACUGGAAGCAGGAGAAAAGAGCUGGUUUUCACAAAUUAUCAAGGCGUCACUUUAACACUUUCUGUCUUGUUUGUUUAAUCUGUACACAAACAGAAAUGUAAUGUUGUGCUAGGUGCUAAGCAGUACAUCAUACGUAUACGUUACAGCACAAAACUCCACAGUGGGGAGUUUUGUUUUUUUUUACCUCGGAGGAAAAAUUACAGUACGUACGUCUUCACAAAAAAACACUGCAGUAAUUUGUGAGCUUUAGCUUAAUUUUUCAGUGUUUUGUUUAAAGCUAGCUGUUUAAACUUGCCUCCAGGUAGUUUAAAGGCUAGUGACUUAACACUUUAAAGGUCUGUACACAUAAAGAGACAAGAUAAAAACAUGUUAAAGUCAUUUGUAAGCUUAAGAUAUGUCUGUAGGUGUUUUUUCUGGUACUUACACGGUAUGAGAGCAUGCAGCUCUCCUUAAAACCACAACUUAACCUUUUAAUGGUUUGUACAGACUAAACAAAGAAGAUAAUACAUGAUGCAUUAGUUUGUGAGCUUAAGCUGUUUGUUGGUCUGUUGAAAUCUGCUUCCAGGUUGUUUACAGUUAACUACGUGAGUUAGUUAUAGGCUAUAGCACGUAGGUCUUCAUGAAAAUGCAACCGAAAUUAAACAAGGAAAACGUAGUAAUUUGUGAGUUUAAGCUGUGUUUGAAGGUGUGUUUUUUACUUUAAAGAGAUCAAGGCUAGCUGCUACCAGACGCUUUUACCGUUAGCAACAUGCUACGUGAGUUAGCUACAGUACUUGAGGUUUCAUGAAAACUUAAACAAGAAAAAAACAUGUUGUAGUGUGUUUGUGAGUUUAGGCUGUUUGCAGGUGUGCGUUUUUUUCUUUUUUAACUUUGAAAAGAUCAAGAUCAGCUGCAAUCGGACGGUUUUACCGUUAGCUACAUGCUAUGCGAGUUAGUUACAGCAUACAACUUCAUGAAAAGGCAUCUUAAAUUAAACAAUAAAAACAUGUAGUAAUUUGGGAGAUUAAGCUGCGAUUGUAGGUGUGUUUUUAGAGAGCGAUCAAGGCCAGCUGCCACUGGACGAUUUUACCGUUAGCUACAUGCUACGUAAGUUGGCUACAGCACAUUACUCCUUAUCAAAACACAACUAGUUUCUCUACUGUUUGAUUUUAAGGAUUAUAAAACAGGGUAAAAUGUGUUGUAAAUUGGGAGUUUAAGAGAUGUUGAUUGGUGCAUUUUAAUUGAGCCAGUUUAGCUUUUCUCAUGCUACACAAGCUAAUCGCCUAGUGGUACCGAUCUCCUGGCAAGAAAGCCGAUAAGCACAAUGUCAAACUAUUUCUGUAAAUAAAAUAAUAAUGGAAAAUUGGGCAUUCAAGGCAACAUUCUUGUUCCUAGGUUGUGUUUUUUUUUUUUUUUGCAUAUGUUUUUCCAAACAGAUGCUUAGUGAACUGUCCAUUGACCUGCAGACCACCAUCGUCCUUUAAAGACGAACUCUCCAGCUUUGACCAGGCCUUCACCGGCAGCUCACACAACAUUGACUCCCUUCAUCUUAAUACCUCCCCUUGAUUUAGAAAAAACGGUGGAUAUGGGCUCAACGUGUGUUUUAUGUGUGUGAGUAAUGGGUCAGUAGCGGGUCAGGAGUGGGCGGGCGCUGCAGGGUUCCAGUUAAUGACGGCUGUACCGAUUUAUCUGCUUUUGAAUAUCUCUCGCAUCCGCAGAGAGGGUGCUUCUCUUUUUUUCACUUUUAUAUGUUGAGGCGAGCUAUUUGUCUGUUUACUGUAUCGUUAAAAGCAAUGGAGUGUACAGUACACACAAAACAGGGUGAACUCUUUUGUACAGCAGCCUCGUCAGUCGUGUACAGAAUGAUUGUAAUUUCCUUGUCUUUUUUUCUGAUAACUUUGUUAUUUUGUUGACAUAUUUUACUUGGUUAGUGUUAAGAUUUGAGAUUAGGGAGCUCUCUCUCUCUCACGUUAUUCAGUACACUUCAGGGCACUCAGAGUUGGCAUGACACACCAGUGACACAACGUACGGAAAGAAAGUGUUUGGUAUAGAAAGAAUUAUAUACUGUACCAAAAUGUUAUAUAUAAAUACAUUUAUUCACUUGUUCACUUAAAAAAUAAUUCUUACAUUUAUUUAGUCCAUCUAAAAUAUAAAUGAAAGGUAAAAAGAUGUGACUUUUUUCCUUAAAAAAUGUAAUUAAAAAGAGCUUGUUGUAUCUAUUUUGAAUUCUCAUAUCAGUAUGAUUUACCAUCGUACCUUCUAAGAGUUUUUCUUUAAAAAUAAGCAUAACUUCUGUUUAUUUUCAUUUUUUUAUUUGGCAUUUCAAUCAUAUGUCACCAUGAUUUCAUUGCUUUUCACCUAAACAAGGUCCAAGAUUUCUUCAACGGACAUCUAAAUCAAACUUGGAAUGGAAUAAAUCAAAAACAUAUUUCAGCCAUUUUGCAGCUUAAGGCUUCCUGAGCAGGAAUAUUCCGUUAUGAAAGCGUCCGGGCUACAAUAGGGCAACUAUUUGCUUUGCAGAUGCAGUGAAGUUCGACUGAACCGGUCCAUGUGGGACAUGCUUGCCGGUUGCAGCUCCUGCUGUUGCUAUGAGACUAUACUGAAAGUCCUUUUGAAGUGCGGCGCUGCUUCGCUGAAAGUUUUAAUAUUUUUAGCUCUGAGCACUCUGUGGGCUCUAAAAAAGUCUCUCAGUACUUUAAGGUUGAAGUGGUUUUCUGGCACCAACUGAGAUAACUCUGAGAUAAAGGAAAUCUCAGCAAAAGUUAAAAAGUGCAUCAAUCAUUUUUUGGGGAAAAUCUUGGUUUCUUAAUAGGGCAUACUGUGAACUGUACUGGAGUUGGAUACGAUGGCUUUAUUGUUACUUAAUGCUUUAUAAAUCAGUAAUAAACCAUUUAAAGGUAACUUUUAGGUACACAAUUUGUCAUAAAUGUUUUAUUACUGAUCUAUAAAUCAUUAAAGGUGUCUUAUAUAAAGAAAUCUCGAGAAAAUAAAUAAAGGAUAAAUCUGUCUGGAUGAUGACAGUUCUACAUGUAUAUUCUUAUCCAUAGCCAGUGCGUAUUACUGGUGGCAGUUUCCAGUUUGGAGAAGCAGAGUACUGGCAUUGAACCCAAGCAGUGUGCUGCUGUGGACGCCACUUUAGACCAAAAGUCACACAAUAACCCCAACAAACCAAUAGAUGGAGCCAAUAGUGGGCCAAUGGCUCCUGUGUUCUGUGAGGUACAAAUUACUGUUUAUGUCAAUGGAGUCUGGUGCCUUUGAAGAGAGUUAUGGGUGCUGCUGUGGAUUGGGGCCACAGUAAAACAUAUUUUAGCCACUUAAGAAUCUGUAUGAGUUUAUGUGUAUGGAAGGUUAAAACUAUUUUACCUUGCCAUCAGACAGCCCUUUCUGACUGGGAACUGAAGCUGUUCUCUAUGCUUUAUUCAGAGCCACCAGACUCCAUUGACAAAAAACAGCAAUUUUACCUUGCAGGUUACUUUAGGAUCUUGACUAAUGUGGCAUCCACAGGAGUUUAUUCUGCACAUCUGAUGUAGACUUAGCUGUUGAGAAGCCAAUGUAUUUGGCCUUUAAUAGCAAUUUAUAGCAUUCCCUUAAACAAACCAUUUGUAUUGUAUGCUUUAUUAGAAAGUACCACGAGGAAAUCUUUCGUCUUGCUGGAAUCUACGGUCACAAUUUUUGCACUGAAUCAGAGAAAAGAAGAAGGAAUCAAAGUGUCCUUGUAAUCGGCUGAGGUUCCUUCAACACAAUACAGUGGUGCUGAAUGGGAUUUUCAGUGGUCAAAACAUUGAACACUUACAUUUACGAUUUCUUACAGCAACAUCUCUUUCCAGAGAAAUGUCCCCAUUUCUGUGUGAAACCACUGAAAAUUCCAGCUAUUCAAUGUGGUUUCUAUAGAGAGUAACAGGGGUCCUUUUCUGAAAAGAGAGUUUGCUUUUGAAUUGUGCUGAAACUCAAUUUGUCUGUUAUAUACUUAUAUUAAAUCAGCACUAUCUUCAUAGCUAGAUACCACUAAGUAUGAAAGUAAGUGAAAAGAUUUUAAGAGAUUAAUUGGGACAUGAAUUAUCCGUCUAAUCAGCCAGUUUUUGGGGGGUCCUGAGCUCAUGUUUGUACAUUUUUAGACUGGAAUUUCCUCACUUUGGGCACAAAGCAUGAUUAGUUUCUGUUGAGCAAAUAUUGUCUUAUUGGCUUCAUAUUCAUUCACCUCUUCAUCACUGUUGUUUUAACCACAUUUUUACACUGAAAUGAUCAUUGAUUAUUAAGAAACAAUCCUGCAGAAAGUGAAAUGUAUCUAAUCUCACACAAAAACCACCUUUCAUGUUUGUCACCUUGAUUUUUUUCAUGGAUUUUUUCCAGCUCACAAGCACCAGAUUCGGUUGCUAGAAGAUUUCUGACAAAAACCUUCGAUAUUGCCUUUUGGGCAGGUUCACAAGGUGUCAAAAAUGUAACCAAAACAUUGCAGAAACUAUAUUUUGUAAGCGUCAUUUUAGUCAAACGGCUUAGUCCCGGAUCGGAGAUGGCAGCCAUAUAAAGUCUAUAUAAAGAUGCAUUUACGUAAUUUCCAACUCAGGUCCUUAGCAGUCGGACAUAUAUUUAUAUGAAAUAACAAAACGAACAUAUCUAUUUGAUCAAAUAAUCAUCUAGUGAUAAUCUCAAUAGCUUUGAAUGAUUCCUUGACCGAGAAAAUGUAUAUUUUGACACCAAGAUUGAUCUUCUAAGUGGCUUGGAAGAUAUAGUGGUUCUCAUAGACUUCAUAUGGCUGCCAUCUCUGAUCUGCAAUCUUGAUGAAGUGGCUCCCGUCAAAAAUUUAAACUUAUGGAGAUGGAGACCAUUUGGAAAAAAUGUGUUGCUUCUAUCCAGUGUGUCCCUUAUCCGAUUAUUUCAAUCUAAACAAAAUAUAAUGUUAAAUAGGACCAUCGAAGAGAAUUGGAGCCAGAAUUUGAGUUUUCUAGCAGGACAUACAAACACAAAGCAGUAUCAACAGCACUAACAUCCUUGCGGUGAUUAUCCCCACACCGGGUUCACUCCAUACAUGAUAAAUGAACCUGUCUUUACUACUUUCCCAUUGCCAAUCCAUCAUGAAUGAGGCACGUGAUGUCACGGGGGGAUGGAGAAACAAAUGCACCUCGUUUGUUAGUGUUUUCACCCUUACAGUGUCUGUAUGCAGCUGAUGUAUGAGAUUAUUGAUCCGAAGGCGGUAAAUUCCCGUCAAACACUGUAAAAUGCUGUCGUGCACAGAACCAAGGACAUACACAACAGUUUGGGUUAUUGCUUUUCCAUAUUUUUCCCUGUUGUAUUAAACAUUCAGGAUAGGACAGAAUAUUGUUAAACUGCCUGAUCUUUAACAUACAGUGCCAUAAUUCAACCUUUUCUGUCCCUUUUCUGCAGCCCUGUACAAGAUUUUUUUACAGAAACUUAAAGAGUGACGACUAGAGAAGCGUAGAAAGGAAAGGCUUGUCAUUUCUGUGCCCGUGUGUUUGUAAAAAUGCCGUGAAGUUCCUGUUGUAGUUUCCUGUUUGUGUCAGGUGGAACGACGCAAGCAGCAGCUGUUUUUGGUGAACUAUUAAAGCAAACGCUCUGAAUCUGAA
Molecule: messenger RNA, 7892 nt
Organism: Centropristis striata (black sea bass)
Lineage: Eukaryota; Metazoa; Chordata; Actinopteri; Perciformes; Serranidae
Gene: rnf152
Product: ring finger protein 152
Exons: 3
Coding region: 396-1040 (214 amino acids)
Biological process (GO): positive regulation of autophagy; negative regulation of TORC1 signaling; apoptotic process
Cellular component (GO): lysosome
Molecular function (GO): ubiquitin protein ligase activity
Source: RefSeq, a predicted model, not a curated record